CUGUCCCUCUGCAAUUGCAUCAGCUGCUAAAACCCUAGAUCACCCGAAGAGCAAGAGCCAAGAGCUCAUUACUCCUUAAAAUUCGGACUCGAAGGUGAGAGUCACGCGCUCCAAUGGCGACCAGACGCUGCCUCCACUCUCUGAUCCGCCAGGCCUCAGCUCUGCUCUACAGAGACCACGCUUCCGUUCGCUUCCUCGCCACGCCACUUCCUCGUCCCAACCAACGAGACCUCGGAACUCUCACCGCCAAAUUCGCCCCCCUUUCUGCCAAUCCAGGAUCCGGCCGCCACGAGCACAGGUCGCCGGCGCGCCAUUUCUCCUCGAACAGAGGCGAAGACGACGGGGAUACGGAAGAUGGUGAAGAAGACGACGACGACGACGACGACGACGAAGAGGAAGUUGCGGAGUUUAGCGAGGACGAGGAUGUCGAGAAUGUUUCGGUGUCGAUAUCCGGCUCGAGAAGAGAGUAUUCUCCGGAAGAGAAGGCGGCGGAGGCUGCCGCCAUCGGAUAUAAAGUGAUCGGCCCACUCGAGAAGUCCGAUAAUGUUUUCAAGCCGUAUGAACCUGUUUUCGCCGUUGUUCAGAUUGGUUCGCAUCAGUUUAAGGCCAGCAAUGGGGACUGCAUUUUCACUGAGAAAUUGAAGUUCUGUGAGGUGAACGACAAGCUCCUUUUGAACAAGGUUCUCUUGUUGGGCUCGCGUAGUCAGACAAUAGUUGGUAGGCCUAUAGUGCCAGAUGCAGCCGUUCAUGCAGUUGUUGAAGAGCAUGCAUUGGAUGCUAAAGUACUUAUUUUCAAGAAAAAGAGGAGAAAGAAUUAUCGUCGAACCAAAGGACAUCGCCAGGAAUUGACUAAGUUAAGGAUAACUGAUAUUCAAGGAAUCGAGAAACCAGAACCAGUAGAGAAGCAAAAGCCUCCAAAGACACCUGGUAAGAAGCAAGAAAAGGUUGCAGUUGCUGCGUAGAUUGAACUUUCCCCAUCCUAUACACUCAGCAGUCGUUUCAAGUUACUUUCUCAUGAAAUCCCUGAUCAUAUUCCAAAAAUUCUCCCUGUGCAUCUUGGAUGUCAUGUUGUAGCGGAAACGUUACCAUCAAAUGAGGUAGAUGUAUUAGGGUUGAUCAUAUUCGGAAAAUUCUCCGUGUACAUUUUGGAGGUCAUGUUUGCUAAAUUAAAUUCUUUUCUUGCCAUUUGUAUCUUUGGAACUUGGCAGUAAAAAUUUUUUGAAAUCAUGCUGCUGAAUUGAUUAAUAAGUUUUGUUCCAAGUACAUACUUUCAUGGUCUGGACCAAUCUUUUUAAAUCCUGAUACUGGGGGUUGAGGUAAUGAGGCCUAUGGUUCUUUUUUUUAUCAUUUCAUUAUCAAGAAAAGGAAAAAAAAAAAUUGUAAAUAAAGUGG
Messenger RNA from Morus notabilis, 1392 nucleotides. RefSeq names its product 50S ribosomal protein L21, mitochondrial. The transcript has 5 exons. The record is from RefSeq and is a predicted model, not a curated record. Gene Ontology annotation, molecular function: structural constituent of ribosome; RNA binding. Gene Ontology annotation, cellular component: ribosome. Bases 114 to 962 code for a protein of 282 amino acids. Gene Ontology annotation, biological process: translation. NCBI's taxonomy places the organism in Eukaryota, Viridiplantae, Streptophyta, Magnoliopsida, Rosales, Moraceae.